CAAGAAUUGCAUGCACUUUGUGGGGCAGAUAUGCUUCAAAUCUCAUGAAAUUUGUGGAAAAAUUGCCAAAGCAACCCGUCAUAGCUGUAAUCCAGUUUUGCAAAGCAGGGAUAUAUAAUGGCAACAUUAAGGCUUCCACUUACUACGAUGUUUCUAAGAUGUUGCUUGAUGAGAACAUUCAAGAGAUUAACACCUUCAGAGAGAGGUAAUUUAAAAAAUACUUUGGUCUUUGAAAAAAAAUAACAAUUUUCAAAAACUAUUUAGAAUUGUUUCUUAUUGGCAAACCAGAUACAUUGCAACAAGAUGUAUUUCCAAUCAGUCUUUAUCCUUGAGUGUCUCUACGAUAACAUUUCAAAGUACUCCAAUGACAAUCAAGCUCAGAACGAUAGAGGAAGUUAUUGAAAGGAAAGAGGUAAAGUACAUAUUUUGAAAAUUUUAAUUAUCUCAUCAAACAUUACAUCCUACAUAUCUCUUUUUACAGCAAGGGCGUGUUUGGAUUUCUUGCUCUAUUGCGGGAAUAGAAAACUCAGGUUCCUGGUUUUACAGCUCCUGUAAGGGAUGCCCUAAGAAAAAAUUGCCAGAGGACAGUUUGAACUUUUGUGGUGUGUGUAAAUCCCAAGGUGUGGUUUUGAGGUAAAUAUAAUAUUUUGCAUCUUUUAACACUUUAAUAAAUAUUUUUCUUAUAAAUUUUUGUACUUAUAAAUUACUUAUAUUUUCUAAAUGUAAAUUAGAUACCGUUUAAAAGUCCAUGUAGUGGAUGACACUGGCAAUUUAUCAUUGGUGUUAUGGGAUAAGCAUUGUAUAAGGAUACUUGGAAGGAGAGCUGAGGAGAAAGAAGGUGAAUUGCCAAUUGAAAUUGAGGAACUUGUAGAGAGGAAAAUGAUGUUUGAAAUUGAAGUAUCAAAAUCUCAAGAUUCACUCUAUGAAGACAGUUUUAGUGUGUCUCAGGUCUCUACAGAUCCAACUUUUAUUGAAAAACACUCCCGUGAGACACCAUCUACCCAAGAGUCAGUAUCCCAGCCAAAACUUAAGAUGGCAGAUUUUGGGGUUGAAGAGAAUGUUGAUUCAAUAGCUGAUAAGGUUUAAAUAAAGUUAACCACUUUGUUUAGUUCAUAUUUCUUAAUUUAUUAAAAAAACUGAAAGCACUUAAAAUGCAGGGUGAAACCAGUGUGAAAAGAGACGUCAUUAUUGACGUAGAGGGCCUGGAAGUCUUGGAGUGUGAUGACAAAAACAAAUUGAAGAGGGAUCUUUUCCAUGAUUUUGAAAUAGGAGAGCAAGAGCAAUUGAAAAGGCCAAAAAAGACUAUCAAAGUUGAAAAGGAAUGAGAGAGAAUGAUUUUAGAAAUAUUUUUCCCAAUUCCUGUUUUUUCAAUGUCUUGAGUGUGCUAAAUAAGUGCUCUUGCACGGACUGUUUUACCAUUCCCCCUUUCUUGAAUGUCAUUUAGUUUGAUUUCAAUCAGCUCUUAAAAUAGAAGUCUAUAUUCAUUUAUUUAAAUUACAUAUCUAUUAGUACAAAAGCUGAACAUAUACCUCGCUAAACUUACCCAGACCCAACAACCCGGCACUGAACCGAUACAAACCCACAUCGAUACAAACCCAAACCGAUGAAAAUCCAGACCGAUACAAACCUAAAGCGAACCCAAACCGCAACCGAACCAAAACCGAAAAUCAAUCAAACAAAAAAAACCCGGAACCGAACUGACUAUAACCGAACUGACCCGAACCGAUUAUAACAUAUAUCCGUAAAAGACCCAAACCGGAACCGAACCAAUUGACCCGAUUGCCAUGUCUAACUGAACAUCCGUGAACUAUAAUAACAACAAUAUAAAUUAUUUCGUGUUAGGUUUACAAUUUCACGAAGAACCCAAGCGGUGGUUCUAUAACACUGAAUAUGAGAAGUGCAGUUAUGGUGAAAAAGUAGAGAUCAUAUUAUAAAAGCCUAAAUAAUGGAAGAGGAGGGAUCUUUGAUGUUUGAAGUUUUACAUUUUGAUAAAAUGUAAAAAAAAGUGUGCAUGAAAUAAAAAAAAACGUGAGUUUUAAAGUUGACCAUGGAAAGUGACAUGAAAAAACAUCCAUACGUGGCAUGGUACAAUAUAUAAAAAGUGUAGUUUCUAAAUUGUAGUGUAUGAAAAAAUAUGUGACAAGUUAACGCAGUGCAUGCAAAUAUUGAUUAAGUUCAAAGGAAUUUGAAGAUUGUAUUUAUUUAAACUUAUUAAAAUUUCUUUUUUAAGUUUAAAGUAAUGAACUCUACUGACUUUAGAAAGAGUGGUUAAAGAAAAUUUAUAACCAAAAAAAUGUUUUAAGAAAAAUUACUUGGUGUAAUAUUUAAAAAAUUUACUGAACACCCAUUUUAAAACAUCAAAAGUAGUUUCAUGAAAUUUGAAAACAUUCAAUGUAUCAGCUUAGUGGGUAUACAUGAGAAGACAAUUUUUUGGACUUAGUAAAUGGUAUUUCUCAAU
Messenger RNA from Cuscuta campestris, 2458 nucleotides. Lineage: Eukaryota; Viridiplantae; Streptophyta; Magnoliopsida; Solanales; Convolvulaceae. The record is from the annotation of a GenBank genome assembly.